Messenger RNA from Macrobrachium nipponense, 3435 nucleotides. RefSeq lists its product as uncharacterized. NCBI's taxonomy places the organism in Eukaryota, Metazoa, Arthropoda, Malacostraca, Decapoda, Palaemonidae. The record is from RefSeq and is a predicted model, not a curated record. Gene Ontology annotation, molecular function: protein binding.
CCUGACCUCGUCCAUCAACGACCUGAGUAGCGAGGCGGCGCUUCUGGAGACUGCGAUAAAGAACAAUGACACUUACCAGGUCAAGAGGUUGCUCGAGCUCCACCAUGAUAAAUUCCAGAUUGACCUCCACGGGAGCAUCUUGGAUAAAUCCUCUUGUGACACCGGAAGUCGUUGCGUUUCUCAAGAUGUCGAGAUUCUCCUCAGAAAGUCUCAGACGCUUAUCGAUAGGUAUGACAGGUAUGACCACCGCAGCGAAGCCAGCAGCGACAACACAGACAAUGCCGUUCCAGGGGUCUUCACCAACGCCCUUCAUCUGGCCGUUGAUUACGGAGCCGCCGACGUCGUCAGGUUGCUCCUGCGCUACGGCGUGGAGCCCAACAGGGGUGGGAUGGUCACUCUGGGGGCAGGCUGUGGAGGAUCGGGUGCUGGAGGGAUUCCGCAAAGCGCGAGGGCGCGCCCCUCGCCGAGGGCGUCGCCCACCAGCAUCCUGAGCGUCGACAGGAGGAGCCUCAACACGCCGCACAGCUCCUUCAUGAGUACGCCAUCCCCGAGAUGUUCCCCGAGGGCGUCCCCCAGAGCUUCCCCGAGGGCUUCUCCAAGAGCGUCCCCUAGGGGUUCGCCCAGGGCAUCUCCAAGAGGAUCACCUCGAUGUUCACCUCGUUCCGGUUCUCCGAGGUCCUUCUGCUCUCGUCCCUCGUCUCCCCUGGCAGGAUGCGACCGGGGCAGCCCGAGGGCGCCGUCGCCGAGGGCAGCGUCGCCCAUUCAUUUCGUGCCUCCCCCGCUCCCCUACAGUGACCCCGAGAUCAGAAUUCGGCCUCAGGGGUUCCGCCAGCUGGGGUUGGUCAUAGGCGACGGUACAUUCCGCGGAGUGGACGACGCCAAAGGGCGCGGCGGUGCCGUCGUUCGGUGUGGAGUGAGUGGUGCCCCUGAGCCGUCCAGGACAGGAAUGGGAGGUGGUUUUGUGAGUGGUGGAGGUGGUUUCGGUGGGUUGGGCGGGAGUGGCGGGGUAGGGGAGGACUACUCGAUCCCCCCUUACACGCCUUCGCCCUUCGCGACGGCCAAGAGAGACAAUAGGUUAGAUUUUAAUUUAGACGUUAGAACUGACACACGAUUAGAUAGUUGUAGUAAGAGGUCGAUGGUCUUUCCCAAAUCGCCCAGAAACGGGACCAACAGCAACAGCCACAACAACCACAGCAACAGCAGCAGCGCCAGCAGCAGCGCCGACGACCGGUCGAGGCUGGCCUCGAGUUCGAGCGAGGUCACGACCGCCACCACCAAGAGCCCCAGCCCCGGCGUCUUGGGCAGCGCCACGUCGAGCAGCACUCCGCAGGACAAGACCCGAGACAGCAAGAGGUCCCCGGGGGGCCUCGAGAACAGGAGCAUCAUCAAGGACGAGUCGAAGAGGGACAUCCUGCGGGAGCAGCGGGACAAGGAGGAGAAGAUCAAGGAGGCCAAGAAGGAGAUGUCGACCAGGAGGGUCUCUUGGGUGCCGGGCGUCACCGACAAUGCCCCGCCCACCAGAGAUAAGCCCGCCUACAAGAGGCGGCACUCCUCCGUCGUGAGGUCGAGCGAGGUCAACACUUUCCAGCGGCAGAGGUCGUUCUCGCUGGAUAGCCAACAGCAAGUGAGGCUUUCAAUGCCCGGGUCAUCGUCCUGGCUCGUGGUGCCCCGACCGGUCAUUUCGACGGAGAACAGCACGACCCGCCUUGCGGAACCCCGGGGCGAGAGAGACCGCUCGGAGCCACGCUACUUCACCUUCUCCGACGUCCACCCUUGCACCUGGGACGCCAACAUCGGAGGGGCGAGUCAGCCAGGGGCCGCCAGGGCACCCGGCACCAGGGGCGCCGACAAACACAUCUCCUCAGGGGCGGCCUCGGAUCCAUCCAACGCCAGGAUCCUGGUUCUCAACCCGGACGUCCCGAGAGAACGCCUGGUGACGUACACGAGCGCGGAAGGGGCCAGGCUGACGUUCGCGGACUUGUACACCAGGGAUUACCUGUACACUCUGCCGGUGCUCUUCCUGGCGGCUGCCAGGGGCAAUUCGGCCAUCACAUAUCUGCUCCUGAAGUACGGAGCUACUCCAUCUGUGACGGACGCCCUCGGCAAUACCCCGCUCCACGUCGCUGCCUGUCAGAUGAACGUUGCUUGGGAGAGCGUCUUGGACCUCUUGGAGUUCGGGGCGCCGAUUUCCAAACCCAAUAGCGUCGGCAACAGAGCGCUGGAUCUGCAACCCGCCUUAGUCAGAUUACAGGAGCAGUUAGUCCUGGACUGCUUCGCGACGUUCGAGCCCCCAGCCAGACCCGAGCCCGACCCCGUGACGUCAUCGAACAGGGACCUGGCUCAGCCUCCUGUCCGGCAGCCUUCCAACCUGCUGCGUCGCCUGCAGGGCGUCGCCAACAGGGACAAGGGCGCCAGCGCUGGGACCGCCGCCGCCGCCGCACCACCACCACCGUCGACGUCGAGCCUCCGAGGGAGGGCGACCGGAGGACGGACGGGGACGCUCCGGGGGGAGAAGGACGAGGAUGCCAGCACCUCCUCUGCAGAGGCUGCUACUCACUUACAGCCCUCCGGCAGCGUCAGGAGUCGGGGUGGGGGCGUGUCCGGGCAUGGGCAUGGGAAUGACUUCAGGAGCAAGGAGCUGACGUGGGAGAUGCUAAGCUACCUGGGGAGUCGAAGGCGGAUGAGGCAACAGCACGAGGAAGGAAUGGACUCGGAAAAUGCAGGCAAGACGACCGUGGCAGAUGCCGAGAGGAGCAUAGCUCUCCUGAAGCGCCUCUCGACGAGCCCCGAAUGCGUCGGCUUCAUCACCAAAAAUUUGGUGGCCGCCGCUUCCAACAUCAUAGACUUCUACCAGCGCUGCACUGAGAACUAUCUGCACACCUGCUUCAACUCCCUGCUUCAUAAUGUGCUCAAGGAUUUAAGAAUAUUACGAAUAUUAUAUCAUAGCUGAACAUCAUCUUCAUUCCACCGGAAGUGCAGUCGGAAGUCGAUGUGAACUUAAUGAGACGUCACCCACAGCGUUCUCGCAUACCAACGUUUUUCUUUGAUGGGUCUUUGUUAGUCUACUUUCUGUGAUAGGGAGCUGAUUUUGAUGUCCGUUUAAAGCUGAAUUCUUUUCUUUAUUUUUCAUUUUUUGGAUACGUUCAAAAAUGAAAACGAACGUUAAUUGUCAGUGAUGCGUUGAUACUCGUUGAUCAUGGAAAUGUGUAUAGUUUUAGUAAAGAAAAAAAAAGUCCACUCGAAGUGACAAAUACCUAAUUGUUUAUAAUGCUCUAUGCUAAUGUAAAGUAAACAUCCUUUGGAAUUAUGUUCCAAGUUUAAUGUUUUUUUUAUUCCAGUUGUUGCGUAAAAGCAAAUAAAGAAUAAAUUUCAGUAUUUUGCUGAGAAAUAUUCUGCUAAAAUGAAAGCAUAAUUUUUUUUUCUUUUUUAAAUAUA